AUGCUGCGUCUCCGCCACCUCCAUCCCUCUCUGCUCGACUCCGCGUCCCGACGCGCGCUGUCCUCGACCCCACGCAGCUUCCGCAAGAUCCUUGUGGCCAACCGCGGCGAAAUCGCACUCCGUGUGAUGCGGUCGGCGCAGAAGCUAAACAUCGAGACUGUGGCAGUUUACAGCGAUGCCGACGCCAACUCGCAGCAUGUUAAGCUAGCCACAGAGGCCUACCGCUUGGGACCCGCACCUGCCAGCAAGAGUUACUUAAAUUACCCCAAAAUCCUGGAGAUCUGUCGCCAAUCUGGGGCUGAGGCGGUGCAUCCGGGCUACGGCUUCUUGUCAGAAAACGCAGCGUUCGCUCGAGCCUGUCAGGAGGCAGGUGUCGAGUUUAUCGGCCCACCUGUUAAGGCUAUCGAAGAUAUGGGGUCUAAGAGCGCAUCUAAGGACAUUAUGAUCAAGGCCGGCGUCCCAGUGACCCCUGGGUAUCACGGAGCAGACCAGAGCUUCGAGACGCUGCAGAAAGAAGCCGAGAAGAUUGGAUAUCCCGUGCUCAUUAAGGCAGUGCUGGGAGGUGGAGGCAAAGGCAUGAGAAUCGUUGAUGAGGAGAAGGACUUCCAAGACGCCCUGGACGCUUGUGUGAGAGAAGGACAAGCGUCUUUCGGUGACGGACGAGUGCUCAUCGAGAAGUAUUUGAGGAAACCCAGACACGUCGAGCUCCAGAUCUUCGGAGACAAACACGGCAACGUCAUUCAUCUGUUCGAACGAGACUGCAGCGUCCAACGACGUCAUCAAAAAGUCCUGGAGGAAGCGCCAGCACCGAACAUGUCGGAGGCUUUACGCAAGAAGAUGGGAGACGCCGCAGUCGCCGCUGCGAAGGCUGUGGGCUACGUUGGCGCUGGAACGGUGGAAUUUCUGCUGGAUGAGGACGAGUCCUUCUACUUUAUGGAGAUGAACACGCGUCUCCAAGUGGAACACCCAGUCACGGAGAUGAUCACCAAGCAAGAUCUGGUUGAGCUGCAGCUGAAGGUUGCUGCAGGGCAAAAACUCCCGAUCCGCCAGGAAGAUCUGAAAAUCCACGGCCAUGCUGUGGAAGCGCGUAUCUACGCGGAAAACCCGUACAAUGAUUUUCUACCUGGAAGCGGCAAGUUGCAACAUCUCCGCUUGCCUCGCACAUCUAAAGACGUUCGAGUGGACACUGGAAUCAUUCAAGGCGAUGAAGUAUCCAUUUUUUACGACCCCAUGAUUGCCAAGCUCAUUGUACACGGCGACAACCGUCAAGCCGCGCUGGAUAAAAUGAUCAAAGCGCUGCACGAGUACCAGAUUGUGGGUCUUCCUACAAAUAUCGAGUUCGUAGCUCGCACAGCGGACCACGCGGCGUUCAGGAAAGGAGGCGUCGAUACCAGUUUUCUCAACAAGUUUGGCGACGACGUGCUUGGGUCGUUGGGAGUGUAUCCGACUUACGCUAAGGCACUGGGGGCUGUGAGUUUGCUUCUUCUUGAACAGGUUGAGCGGCGCCCAACUGGAAAUUAUAAUGGUGAAUUGCAGUCGCCUUGGUCGGACGGCGCCUUGGCUCAUUUCCGCUCACUGGAAACUCUCGAGAGGAAGCUUUCGCUGAGCCAGGACGAUGACGAGGCUUCGGUGUCAGUUAAAUGUCUGUCGAACGACACGUACGAAAGCGGAGAGUUUAAGUUUCGGGUAGGCAACCGCACGUUCAAGGGGACUGCUGUGAUUCACCAGCAGGAGCUUCAUCUCUUCUGCGACGACAAUAGCCAGCGCUACGACUACAAGUUCCACGUCCCGUUGCCCUCUUUCGAGCCGGCAAAGGGCAGCGCCAGUGCCACUGCACACAGCAAGAUCGUUGCACCGAUGCCGGGCAAGAUUAUUAAGGUACUGGUGAAGAAUGGCGACUCGAUCAAGACCGAUCAGCCGCUGCUGAUCAUGGAAGCCAUGAAGAUGGAGCACGUGAUCCGUGCCCCCAAAGAUGGCAAAGUGCAAGAGUUGUUCUGCGAAAAAGAUGAUUUUGUGACGGAUGGUCAUGUGCUAGUUGAGCUGGACUAA
Messenger RNA from Phytophthora infestans T30-4, 2049 nucleotides. Its product is annotated as methylcrotonoyl-CoA carboxylase subunit alpha, putative. Gene Ontology annotation, molecular function: metal ion binding; methylcrotonoyl-CoA carboxylase activity; ATP binding. Lineage: Eukaryota; Oomycota; Peronosporomycetes; Peronosporales; Peronosporaceae. The coding region runs from base 1 to 2049 and encodes 682 amino acids. The record is from RefSeq and is a predicted model, not a curated record. Gene Ontology annotation, cellular component: mitochondrion. The transcript has 3 exons.